Molecule: messenger RNA, 1485 nt
Organism: Medicago truncatula (barrel medic)
Lineage: Eukaryota; Viridiplantae; Streptophyta; Magnoliopsida; Fabales; Fabaceae
Product: probable aspartic proteinase GIP2
Exons: 1
Coding region: 40-1296 (418 amino acids)
Biological process (GO): proteolysis
Molecular function (GO): aspartic-type endopeptidase activity
Source: RefSeq, a predicted model, not a curated record
GUCAUGCAUUAAACAUUCAUUUUAUCCAUUAAACUCAUAAUGGCUUCUUUUGCAACUCUUUUCUCCCUCCUCACAAUAGCCAUUCUCUCAUUUUCUUGUUCAUCACAAUUCAUCUUACCCAUUGAAAAAGACCCAUUAACCAAUCUUUUCUACACCUCAGUUGGCAUUGGAACACCUCAACACAAUUUCAAUCUAGUGAUUGAUAUUGGAGGACCAACUAUAUGGUAUGACUGCAACAAAAACUAUAACUCUUCAACCUACAAUCCCAUCUCUUGUGACUCCAAGCUUUGCCCUAAAUUUAGUGGAUGCACUGGCUGCUCUGGCCCUUUCAAACCAGGUUGCUCAAACAAUACAUGUGCUGCUAACAUAAUUAACCCAUUAGUCAAUGCUAUUUUUGUAGGUGACACUGGCAAUGAUGUUUUGUUCAUAUCACACUCUAAAGUCUCUAACCUACUUUCUGGAUGCACUGAAUCAGAAGUGUUUACAGGUGAAGAUGUUCCUCUUAAAAACUUACCAAAAACUAGUAAAGGGAUAUUAGGCCUUGCAAGAACAAAACUUUCACUACCAAAACAGCUUUCAUCAUCUUCUUCUCAUAAGCUUCCUAACAAAUUUGCUCUUUGUUUACCAUCUUCAAACAAGAAAGGACUUGGUAGCCUCUUCAUUGGUGGGAUACCCCAACAAAGUUCUUUUUUCAAGUUUCAACUCACUAAAAUUCCUCUUGUUAUUAACCCCUUUAGCACUGCUCCAAUAUUUACUAAAGGUGAUGCUUCUUAUGAAUAUUUCAUUGAUGUGAAAUCAAUUAAAGUUGGUGGUGAAAUUCUUAACUUUAAGUCUUCCCUUUUGUCCAUUGACAAUAAGGGAAAUGGUGGGACAAAAAUUAGCACCAUGAAAUCUUUCUCAGUGUUGCAUAGUUCAAUUUAUAGUACUCUUGUUAGAGAUUUUGUGAAGAAGGCUUCUGAUAAAAAAAUAAAGAAAGUGGCAUUAGUGGCACCAUUUGGAGCAUGUUUUGAUUUUAGCACCAUUGGUAGGACUAAUACUGGAUUGGAUGUACCAACUAUUGAUUUGGUUCUACAAGGUGGUGUAGAGUGGACAAUUUACGGUGGAAAUUCAAUGGUGUUGGUGAAUAAAAAGGUAGCAAGUCUUGGAUUUGUGGAUGGUGGUAAAAAGCCAACAACAUCAGUUGUUAUUGGUGGGCACCAAUUGGAGGACAAUCUACUGGAGUUUGAUUUAGUUUCAUCUAAAUUAGGAUUCAGCUCUUCCCUGCUUCUUCAUAAUGCAAGAUGUUCUAAUUCAUAAACUAAUUUCUCUCUUAUUUCAAUUGAGUGAGAUUAUGAGUUUAAUUAACUUUUGUUCUUUCCAUUUCAAUUGAGUUAGGUUAGAUCUAUGGUUGUAACUUUUUCCUUUCUCUUUCUGUCUGAAUUUAAUAAAGUAAAAUGUCACUUAUUAUUGGCUGAGAAUUAAUGAAGUGCAUCCAUUUUUGCUUAA